This is a messenger RNA of Penicillium cinerascens, 663 nucleotides long. Its product is annotated as putative secretory component protein shr3. Gene Ontology annotation, cellular component: endoplasmic reticulum membrane. The coding region runs from base 19 to 663 and encodes 214 amino acids. The record is from RefSeq and is a predicted model, not a curated record. Gene Ontology annotation, biological process: endoplasmic reticulum to Golgi vesicle-mediated transport. Lineage: Eukaryota; Fungi; Ascomycota; Eurotiomycetes; Eurotiales; Aspergillaceae. The transcript is spliced from 2 exons.
CCCCUCACAUCCCUCGCCAUGGCUCUUCUGAACGGGUCGUUCGCGACCUUCCUGAUCGUAUGCCCAACGUGCUUCUUCCUGGGCAUCAUCUUCUCCCUCUUCCCCUACGACUACCCAAUCCUCUGGUCCACCGUACCAACCCCGGCCUCGCACUAUGACUACCUGGAAGCGCACCUCCGCUUCCUCCACGCCUCACCCCCGCUCAUCCCGCGCAUCCUCCACAUCGUAAUCUUCCUCGGCCUUGCAGGCCUAGUCUCCAAGCUCUACCGCCCCUCCGAAUCAAACAUGCUCUUCGACGGCGCCUCCCUGGUCCUCUACAUGUGCGGCGUCACGGUCUACAUCGCCAACAUCGUCAAGGGUCUCCGUCUCGCCUCCGCGGGCCAGUACGGUAACGACCUCGCCGCGAAUCCGGAAGAUAAGGACCAGAUCCUCGGUCGCGAGGACUCGCUCAAGGUCCUCGCCGCUAGUAAUACCAUCCUUGCUCUUGUGCUCGUUGGUAUCCUCGUUCUCCAGGCUGGUCAAUGGUAUGCCGAGCGCAAGGAUGCGCAGGAGUUCGAGUCCCUGGCCAAGGGUAAGAAGAGUGAUAAGGACGAGGCUGAGGCUACUGCCUCAGGUUCGUCGAAGCCUGGUCGCCAGGCAAGCCAGCGUAAGAAGAGCAAUUAG